Molecule: messenger RNA, 1074 nt
Organism: Lindgomyces ingoldianus
Lineage: Eukaryota; Fungi; Ascomycota; Dothideomycetes; Pleosporales; Lindgomycetaceae
Exons: 1
Coding region: 224-841 (205 amino acids)
Source: RefSeq, a predicted model, not a curated record
GCCAAUCAGUAAAAAAAAAAGUCACCACCAGAAAGUCGCUGCCGCAAAGCCGUGAAUAAGCACCUCUCUUCAUGAAAAUGAGUAAUACGACCAAUCACGUCUUGAUACCGUGAACUAGGUUUGAUAUUAGCCGUUCGUGAGCUUCGUGCAAUGCGCCUUUUGAUAAUCGGACGUUGGCGGAGAGUAGUUGGCUGAGCAUACGACUUUAACAUUGCAUUUCGCAAUGCAGUCCAUAAAUGUGGCUUGGAGAAGGUUCAUGAUAUCAAUAUUGAUCGAAAGCUGCCGAAUCGCCACGGCAAUCUGCCUCAGAAGCGUGGGGUGCACCAGUCAGCAUGCUGUGGACCCCAGCCGCUGCAAGCGCAACCGUUUUGACCAAUGUGUGACCCUGAAUGCGACCCGCUGGUCUGUUACAGGGCCCAAACCGAGUUUUUGGGAGACCCAGGUCAUGGCGCAGGUGCCCUCACGAUCGCCUCUUCACGGGCUGGCUGAUGGGUGCGAUGGCUGGAUCAUGUUUCAUCAGUGCACCACGUGUGACCAGCGCGGGGACGUGCGCCAGCUAUCUCAGAACCUCCCAUUCGAUAGCAAAGCCGACGAUGCCGAUGGAGCGGGACGUCAAGCAGUUUUGCCUUUUGCAAAGGAUACAUUGGCAUUUUUCGCGUGUACAGGUGGGAUUUUAGGGUUUACCGCGAGAAGCACGACAGUUGUACGAAAUCUGCAUUUAGACAUAACGUCAUCCGGUCACUCACAGUCGAGCACACUAAACGCUCACUGUGGGUGUGUGGUUUUGUGCGGAAGUAAGGUUGCCAAAUCCGCUGCAGUUUUGAUUGGUGCUGUUUUCUGAAGUAGGGAGCACUUUUAGUCGGAGGUUUCUGUGCCGCCGCGUGUUGUGCUUUUAGAUUUCCGGAGAGCAGUCUCUGCGCUAGACACUAGCGAACGUUGAACGGGCGUGUUAAGGGGGUGUCUGAAGGAUAGCGCGGCCAGGUUUGAAGAACAGUUCGGGACCAGAGAUAUCACUCACGGGUUUGUAAACAGUCUGGAAUGCGCAAUCAUGACACAGGUAACUUAGAAAGCGGG